Molecule: messenger RNA, 2049 nt
Organism: Solanum dulcamara
Lineage: Eukaryota; Viridiplantae; Streptophyta; Magnoliopsida; Solanales; Solanaceae
Exons: 9
Coding region: 101-1375 (424 amino acids)
Biological process (GO): carbohydrate metabolic process
Cellular component (GO): extracellular region
Molecular function (GO): chitin binding; oligosaccharide binding
Source: RefSeq, a predicted model, not a curated record
UUAUUUUUUAAUCCGUCCAUAUCAAAAUCCUGGCUCAAUCGUCUGUAGGGGAAAAGCCUCUCUGUUAAAAUUGCAGCUGCAGUUUGUGUUGAUCAAAAAAAUGGCGGCUAAGAAGCGAAGCAGCCGAGUUGGCUCGACUUCGAGCUCCAGCCACCGAUCGGAAGCAUUCAAGCCAGUAAAGUCUCAAACGAAUGGACAUCGUCGGCUCACCAUCAGCUUGUGCAUUCUGUUCUUCAUCAUUUCUUUACUAAUUUACUGUCAAAGAUACUACUACCCUGCUGCUACUACUGUUGUUGAUGCUGAGAAGCCCUAUGUUUACCAGCGUGGCCUUGUUAAAAUCGAUUCGACUUACAGUGAAAUUCUCAAUGAGAAUUCUAAAGUUUCGGAAAAUAUUAGUCGGAGGCAUUUUCGAAAUCCUGUUCUGGCCUAUAUUACUCCGUGGAAUUCAAAAGGCUAUGACCUGGCAAAGAAGUUCAGUUCUAAAAUUACUCAUCUGUCACCUGUUUGGUAUGAACUGAAAAAUGAAGGAACUAAAUUAGUUCUGCAUGGAAGACAUAAUGCUGAUAGAGGAUGGAUUUCAGACACCCGAAUGAAAGGAAAUGCUCUGAUUUUACCUAGGGUUGUCCUGGAGGCGAUUCCGGUGGACUUGCUUAAGAAGAAGAGGCUUAGAGAGAAAACAAUCAACCUUAUCAUAAUGGAGUGCAAGGAAAUGGAGUAUGAUGGUAUUGUACUUGAGUCCUGGUCAAGAUGGGUAGCUCAUGGCAUCUUGCAUAAUUCAGAUAUGAGAAAUCUGGCAUUGCAAUUUAUAAAGCAACUUGGAGAAGCUAUGCAUUCUGUGCACUUAGAAAGGAAUGGCAAGACAAAUCUGCAGUUAGUUUAUGUGAUAGGCCCACCGCGUACAGAUAAGCUGCAGGAGCAUGACUUUGGACCAGAAGAUUUACAAGCCCUUUAUGAUGCUGUAGAUGGUUUCUCUCUCAUGACUUAUGACCAUUCAAGUCCUUAUAAUCCGGGUCCCAAUGCACCUCUGAAGUGGAUACGUUCUACCUUGCAUCUUCUUGUGGGUGCUGGCAGCAAAGGCAGGAGAUUGGGUGAAAAAAUCUUUGUUGGGAUCAACUUCUAUGGCAACGAUUUUGUCAUGUCAGCAGGUUUAGGCGGGGGGCCUAUCAUAGCACACGAGUAUCUCUCUUUGCUGGAGCAGCACAAGCCUAUUAUUCAGUGGGAGGAGAAAAGUGCUGAACAUUUCUUCUUGUACACUGACAAUCAGCAUGUCCAGCAUGCUGUAUUCUACCCAACGCUCAUGUCACUUGCAAUGCGACUCGAGGAAGCUCUUUCAUGGGGGGCAGGCAUAUCAAUUUGGGAAAUUGGUCAAGGAUGAGGGGCUUGAGUCACUUUACACAUACUACAGAACCACUGAAUUCUGGAACCUGCUUCAUUUACUGCCGGGAAAAGGUCCAAAGUAUACACCCCUGCCAUUUGCAAUUUAUUUUAUAUACACCCUCCGUUUACCUUCGGCUCAUAGAAGUCUUCACCUUUGUCUUUCGUCUCAAAUAUGCUGCCUCCUUUCAGUAUUCCAUGGUGAAAAUAUUGGUCAAGCAUUGUAGACUGCAGUUGUAUAUUUGGACUUUUUCGAUUGUUUAUGGACAUGCUUUUCAUAAUUACAGAGGGUUAUAUAUAAACAAAUCUGAUAGCUUAGUGGUAUGUUUGGAUUUUUGGUUUCUAUGCGUCUCCACUGUGCCAAAUGUCGGAGCCAAGCUGAUAACCGUUGAGGGAGAGCUAAAUAUGAGAUGAAAUUAAUGGCGCGGACGGAGUUUGGUGGACCGAAAGCAGGGACAAAACUGAACAUUUUCCCUUUAGGACCUGCACCUUCUAAUUCCAUGUCUUUCCUGGUCAUAUAUGCCAAAAAAGAGAAGAAAAAGAAAGCCAUUGGAGUGUAUUUCUUACAAAAGCACAAUGCGUCUUCGCUCAUAUCACACAAAUCAGACAUCGCAUUGGAAGUUUUGUGCAGUCAUUUGUAUCAACUAUUUUAUUGAUUUCAGUCUAUCUAACUUA